Olea europaea var. sylvestris is the source of this 498-nucleotide messenger RNA. RefSeq lists its product as uncharacterized. The coding region runs from base 1 to 498 and encodes 165 amino acids. The record is from RefSeq and is a predicted model, not a curated record. Gene Ontology annotation, molecular function: nucleic acid binding. Gene Ontology annotation, biological process: DNA integration. Lineage: Eukaryota; Viridiplantae; Streptophyta; Magnoliopsida; Lamiales; Oleaceae. The transcript has 3 exons.
AUGGCGUAUCACCCUCAAUCCAAUGGUCAGUUUGAAAGGACCAUUCAAACUUUAAAAGAUAUGCUAAGGGCUUGUGUUCUAGAUCUAGGUGGAAAUUGGGAAUCAUAUCUACCUUUGGUGGAAUUUGCAUAUAUUAACAGUUUUCAGACGACUAUUGGACUAGCACCGAUUGUGGAAGCCAUUGAUAAGAUCCGUACUAGGAUAAAGGUCACACAAGAUAGACAAAAUAGUUAUGCAGGUACCAGAAGAAAAGACCUAGAAUUUGAAGUUGAAGAGAAAGUUUUUCUAAAAGUGGCACCAAUAAAGGGUGUACUUAGGAAAUACAUGCAUGAUCUUGAUCGCGGGGUCAAUUAUCAAUCUCUACAAGUACAGAAAGCUUUAUCUUAUAAGGAAUUAUUGAUUAAAAUACUGGAUCAAAAAGUACAUAAAUUAUGGGACAAGGAGAUUCCACUAGUCAAAGUACAAUUGAAUAAUCAUGGAAUAGAAGAAGCUAAUUGA